CAUUUCCACACCCCCUCCACUUUCUUUCUUCACCAUCUCCUGCUCUAUUUUCCCUUAUUGCUUCAUCUUUCAAUGGCUCUCAUGCUUGAUAAUUGUGGAGAGAUAUUGCUAUCACUAGACUCUCAGAAAUCAGUGCCAGCACCUUUCCUUACUAAGACCUAUCAGCUAGUUGAUGAUCCCUCCACUGACCAUAUAGUUUCAUGGGGUGAAGAUGACACCACUUUCGUUGUUUGGAGGCCUCCUGAGUUUGCUCGUGAUCUUCUUCCUAAUUACUUCAAGCACAACAAUUUCUCCAGCUUUGUCAGACAACUCAACACAUAUGGUUUUAGGAAGAUUGUACCAGAUAGGUGGGAGUUCGCGAAUGAGUUCUUCAAGAAAGGAGAGAGACACUUGCUUUGUGAGAUCCAUAGAAGAAAAACUGCUCAGCCACAAGUGGUAAACCACCAACACCACCACCAUCAUCAACAACAACAACAAUUCCACCCACAUUCUCCUAUGGUUAAUGCCCCUAGUUUCUUUCCAUUUCCUACCCCCGUCAACAUCUCUCCGGCUGACUCAGAUGAACAAGUCAACUGGUGUGACUCGCCACCACUUUCUUCUCCGACUGGGGUCUCGGUUGUUAGCGGUGGCGGCUUUGGUGGAGGCUAUAACAGCUCGGUCACAGCUUUAUCAGAGGACAAUGAGAGGCUAAGAAGAAGCAACAAUUUGCUGAUGUCUGAACUUGCCCAUAUGAAAAAACUUUACACUGAUAUUAUCUACUUCGUUCAAAACCAUGUUAAGCCGGUCAAUCCAAGCAAUUCAUACUCUCCUUUACUUCCUUGUGGCCCUCCAUCCUCUACUCCUUUUAACCAGCAUCUUGGGUAUUAUCCCAGCAGUCCAAAGCAACAGGCUCAGGUUUUGAACUCUCUAACUGCAACAUCACUGAGCUCCUUGACGAUUCUUGAAGAACCAAGCAGCAACAGUUGCAGAACAAAGCUCUUUGGCGUGCCUUUACAAUCCAAGAAGAGAUUGAACCCGGAGUAUGGUGCAGCUACCAUGGAGACUAACAAGGCACGUAUGGUAUUGGAAAAAGAUGAUAUAGGGUUGAAUCUUAUGCCUCCUUAUACAUGUUAGUUCCCUUUCAUAUCCAUUCAAGAAUAUUUCAUCUUCCUUUUUGAGUUUGUUCUUUAGUUUUUGCUUGUGACUCGUGUAUAUAAUUUAAGUGUCUCCCCCACUAGCUAAGCCAUAUCAAUGCAGGUGAGUUUUGGUAAUAGUGAAGAAGAUGAAAAGAAAGUUGAAUA
Hibiscus syriacus is the source of this 1280-nucleotide messenger RNA. Its product is annotated as heat stress transcription factor B-4-like. The record is from RefSeq and is a predicted model, not a curated record. The transcript is spliced from 2 exons. Gene Ontology annotation, cellular component: nucleus. The coding region runs from base 73 to 1113 and encodes 346 amino acids. Gene Ontology annotation, biological process: regulation of transcription by RNA polymerase II. Gene Ontology annotation, molecular function: RNA polymerase II cis-regulatory region sequence-specific DNA binding; DNA-binding transcription factor activity. Lineage: Eukaryota; Viridiplantae; Streptophyta; Magnoliopsida; Malvales; Malvaceae.